Molecule: messenger RNA, 3555 nt
Organism: Jaculus jaculus (lesser Egyptian jerboa)
Lineage: Eukaryota; Metazoa; Chordata; Mammalia; Rodentia; Dipodidae
Gene: Esrp2
Product: epithelial splicing regulatory protein 2
Exons: 15
Coding region: 149-2305 (718 amino acids)
Cellular component (GO): ribonucleoprotein complex
Molecular function (GO): RNA binding
Source: RefSeq, a predicted model, not a curated record
UGCCGCCCCCAACACCCGGUGUCCCGCCCCAGCUCCUGGGAGUCUGCCGUCGGUCGGUACGUGCGUGCGCCUCGUCGGUCCGCGCGCGCUCGCGUGUGUGUGUGUGUGAGUGUGAGUGUGUGGGCGAGCGCCCCCUUUCUCUGCGGCCAUGACUCCGCCACCGCCGCCGCCUCCCCCACCCCCGGGCCAAGACCCGGCCGAAGACCCGGUCGCUGACCCUUGCCCAGAGCCCCCAUCGCUGGUGGUCCUGUUCGGAGCCACGGCUGGUGCUCUGGGGCCGGACCUGGGCUCCGACGAGACCGAUCUGAUUCUCCUAGUUUGGCAAGUGGUGGAGCCGCGGAGCCGACAGGUGGGGACGUUGCACAAAUCGCUAGUGCGCGCCGAAGCGGCGGCGCUGAGCCCGCAGUGCCGGGAGGCGAGCGGCCUGAGCGCCGACUGCCUGGCGCGGGCCGAGUCGCUGGACAAGGUGCUGCAGCAGUUCUCACAGCUGGUGAGCGGGGAUGUGGUUCUGCUGGGUGGGGGCCCCUAUGUGCUCUGCACUGAUGGGCAGCAGCUGUUGCGACAAGUCCUGCACCCCGAGGCCUCCAGGAAGAACCUGGUGCUCCCCGACACCUUCUUCACCUUCUAUGACCUCCGCAGAGAGUUCCAUAGGCAACACCCGAGUGCCUGCUCCGCCAGGGACCUCACAGUGGCCACUAUGGCACAGGACUUGGGACUAGAGACAGAUGCUACGGAGGAUGACUUCGGAGUCUGGGAAGUAAAGACGAUGGUAGCUGUUAUCCUCCACUUGCUCGAAGGGCCCACUGGUCAGUUAUUUUCGAAGCCCGAGGUGGUAAAGCAGAAAUAUGAGACUGGGCCUUGCAGCAAGGCUGACGUAGUGGACAGUGAGACUGUGGUGCGGGCUCGUGGUCUGCCCUGGCAGUCGUCAGACCAGGAUGUGGCUCGAUUCUUCCAAGGGCUCAACAUUGCCAGGGGUGGUGUAGCACUCUGCCUCAACGCCCAGGGCCGCAGAAAUGGCGAGGCCCUCAUCCGUUUUGUGGACAGCGAGCAGCGGGACCUAGCGCUGCAGAGACACAAGCACCACAUGGGCGUCCGCUAUAUUGAGGUAUAUAAAGCUACAGGGGAGGAAUUUGUAAAGAUCGCAGGAGGGACAUCAGUAGAGGUGGCCCGUUUCCUGUCACGGGAAGACCAAGUGAUUCUGAGGCUACGGGGACUCCCCUUCUCAGCGGGACCAACGGAUGUUCUAGGCUUCCUGGGACCAGAGUGCCCAGUAACUGGGGGUGCUGAUGGGCUGCUUUUUGUGCGCCACCCUGAUGGCAGGCCAACUGGGGAUGCCUUUGCUCUCUUUGCCUGUGAGGAACUGGCACAGGCUGCUCUGCGCAGGCACAAAGGCAUGCUGGGUAAGCGAUACAUUGAACUCUUCCGGAGCACUGCAGCUGAGGUACAGCAGGUACUAAACCGCUAUGCAUCCAGCCCACUCCUUCCCACACUGACUGCUCCGCUGCUGCCCAUCCCCUUCUCACUGGCAAGUGGGACUGGGAGGGACUGUAUACGACUUCGAGGUUUGCCCUACACGGCCACCAUUGAAGACAUCCUGAGCUUUCUGGGUGAGGCAGCAGUUGACAUCCGGCCCCAUGGUGUGCACAUGGUCCUCAACCAACAGGGCCGGCCCUCUGGUGAUGCCUUUAUCCAGAUGACAUCAGCAGAGCGUGCUCUAGCUGCUGCUCAGCGUUGCCACAAGAAGGUGAUGAAGGAACGCUACGUGGAAGUGGUCCCCUGCUCUACAGAGGAGAUGAGCCGAGUGCUGAUGGGGGGUACCCUGAGCCGCAGUGGCAUGUCCCCUCCACCCUGCAAACUGCCCUGCCUUUCGCCGCCCACCUAUGCCACCUUUCAGACCACCCCAGCCCUCAUUCCCACUGAGACGACAGCACUGUAUCCCUCUUCAGCACUGCUUCCAGCUGCCAGAGUGCCUGCUGCCCCCACCCCUCUAGCCUACUACCCAGGGCCAGCCACUCAACUCUACAUGAACUACACAGCCUACUACCCCAGUCCUCCAGUCUCUCCUACUACCGUGGGCUACCUCACCACACCUCCUGCUGCCUUGGCCUCUACUCCCACCUCAAUGUUGUCCCAGCCAGCAGCUCUGGUCCGCAUGCAAGGUAUCCCAUACACAGCUGGUAUGAAGGAUCUGCUUAGCGUCUUCCAAGCCUACCAGCUGGCCCCUGAUGACUAUACCAGUCUGAUGCCUGUUGGUGACUCAACUCGCUCUGUGUUACAAGCCCCCAAGGAGUGGGUGUGUUUAUAAGCGAGGAAGCCAGGAAGUAAGACUGAGCAGAUAUAUUCAGCUAACAUGCCUCUCUUGUGUCCAGAGCGUCCUCAAUCCAGUGGUUUCUUUCUGGCUUGUCAGAGCUCUCAAAGGCACCUACAGAAGAUCAAGCCAGCUCCACCCCCACUUAUUUCACUGCCUGUCCCCUCAAAGAGGAUGGCUACCCUACAUGCAUGGAUGGGAGAUGAAUGGGGCUCAAGUGGCACCUGGAGCACCUUCGGUCUCUCCUGGCCCUCAGAUACUGGGGGUGAAGGGUGCACAGCAGGCUUGUUUCUUUUUAAGUCUAGUUACACUACAAUACAUGACUCCUGGGAGAAUCAAGCAUUCAUCUGAGCCUGGGUAGAGAUCCCAAGUUCAACUCUACUCCUACAGGAGAGUAGAGUCAGCUCCCACCCUCAGGAUACCUGGACCUCAGAGACCAUGUGCCAGAGGUGGCCCCACCUAACUGUGCUAAAGCUCCUCCAACCAUGCACAAAGAACUUCAGAGGACAAAACCACAUGCUAGCUGGAACUUAAAAUGGUACACACCUAUAAUCCCAGCACAUGGGAGGCAGAGGCAGGAGGACUGCCACAAGUUUUAGCCCAAUCUGGUCUACAUAGCAAAUUCCAGGCCAGCUAGGGCUACACAGUGAGACUUUGUCUCAAAAAGACAAACCCAGCAACAAAACAACCCCCACCCUCACAAACUUGUGCUGCUGCAAUAUCCCCAGAGAACACUAGAGGGCAGGUGGCCCUCAUGCAAGAACUCAGACUUGAGUUUGAAAGGGGCCAACUUCUCUUCUAAUACCUUGGGAAAGCCAGUAGUCCAGAGCACAGCAAACACCAUGGCACGUCUUCUGCACUCAUUACAAGUGUGGGACAAAAGUCGCAAGAAGAAAUUUGGAACUGUCUUCUCCAUAAAGUGAAUAAAAGGUCCUGAUCAAGUGGACUGUUUAAAAGCUACAGUGCCAUUAGCUUUGGCCCAAAGUAAAGAGCUCCACACAAACCCCAUCAAGAGAAAGAGAGAUUUCCGAGAGACUGGAUCGGUCACCAUUUAUUUCAGCACUGUAACUGAGGAGCCUGAACUAUGGGCUCUUCUUCCCUUUGUAUUUGUGUAAGGAGCACUGCACUCCUAUAAAAGGUUUUAAAAUACAAAAUGUACAAGAAAACACUAUUUCAAGUGCUGUAAACAUAACUGAGAACCAGUUUACCUAACAUCCAUUCUAUAAAAAUGCAAGGUUUCAACUUAA